UAAGUCGUAAUAACCCAGCAACCCGAACUCACAUUUUCUCUCUCUAUCCGCAUCUCUCCCCCCAAAUUGGUCUCGUUAUAUCUCACUCUGCAAAGCAUCAGGCACAUCUGAAGCGGAAACCUAUGCUCAUGCUCUCUCCAAAACCCUAGGGCUUUACCUUCGAUUUCGGAUGAAGUUCAAAUUGCGCGGUUCAUUUCUAUCCAGAUUUCAGUGAAAAAUAUAGCUAGGGUUUUUCCGUAUCUGCAUUCGGAUAUACAAGUGGGGGUUCCAGACGAGUGGUAUUUGUCGAUCUGAUCAUGGAUUCGCGAGAUUCAUCUUCUCAAUUGCCUGCGUCGAAUCGAGACGUGUCCUCCUCUAACGCCGGUGAUGAUGAUGCCUUCUUUACCGCUACUGCUGCUAUCGCCAAGGAAGCCUACCUCCACUUCCAGGCUCGUCGGUAUGUCGAGUGCCUUGAGGUCUUGAAUCAGCUAUUGCAGAAGAAGCCCGACGAUCCCAAGGUUAUUCAUAACAUUGUAAUUGCAGAAUGCUGUCGUGAUGGUUGUUCUGAUCCAAAAAAGUUGAUUGAAGCACUCGAUGAUGUCAAGAUGAGAAACAAAAGGCUUGCUCAAGAUUCUGAAGAGCAGUUGGAUAUCAGAAAUAAACUCAACUCCUUGCCUAAAGGAAGUGGUAAUCAAUAUGGUGAUGGAAGUAGUGCAAGUAUUGUUUAUGUGGAUGAAUUUGACACUUCUUUGGCAACACUAAACAUGGCAGUUGUUUGGUUCCAUGCUCAUGAAUAUGCAAAGGCUUUAGCAGUUCUGGAACCUUUAUUUCAAAAUAUUGAGCCCAUAGAUGAGACAACAGCUCUUAAUGUUUGCUUCCUGUUGCUGGAUGUUUUACUUGCUUGCAAUGAUGCAUCAAAAUCUGCUAAUGUGCUACUGUAUCUGGAGAAAACAUACGGGGUUGGUUGUCUGAGCCAAAGUGACAAUGGAAGCGUGGGACAGCAGCAAGCUGCAAACCUUGUCACAAAAUCAUCUUCUGUCCCAACCGAUGCAUCCGUGACGGAUGCUGCUAAUUCAGAUUCUGCUUCUGGUGUAAAUGCCACAGAGAAUCCUUUAUCAAGAACUUUGUCAGAUGACACACUAGAAUAUGAUUCCAUGUUUUCGCUUGAUAUUGGUGGACAGAACUUGCAAAGACCAGUUGGUGUUUCACCUUCAAAUGAUUUCUCAAGGACGCCAUCUGAUAGGUCUAUCACAAAUGUAGAUGUCAAGCUCAAACUGCAACUUUACAAGGUUAGGUUUCUGCUUCUCACUGGGAACCUAAAACAAGCAAAGCGUGAAGUUAAGCAUGCUAUGAACAUUGCACGUGGAAGGGAUUCUUCCAUGGCUCUCUUUUUGAAGGCUCAGCUUGAAUAUUCUCGUGGAAACCACCGCAAAGCCAUCAAGCUGUUGAUGGCAUCAGGCAACCGCACAGAAACAGGGAGUAUGAGCAUGUUUCACAAUAAUCUUGGAUGCAUUUAUUAUCAGCUUGGGAAAUGCCAUACAGCAUCAAUAUUGUUUUCCAAGGCUCUGAGUAAUAGCUCAUCUCUUCGGAAAGAGAAGCCUCUGAAGCUGUUGACUUUCUCACAGGAUAAAUCGCUCCUUAUAACUUAUAACUGCGGUGUGCAGUAUUUGGUUUGUGGAAAACCCUUACUCGCUGCUCGUUGUUUCCAGAAAGCAAGUGUAAUGUUCUAUAAUCGACCUCUCCUGUGGCUCCGACUCGCUGAAUGCUGUUUGAUUGCGUUUGCUAGGGGAUUGUUAAACGUUAGUCAGGCUGGGCUAGACAUCAAAGUUCAUGUUAUCGGCAAGGGCAAGUGGAGACAUCUCGCUGUGGAAAAUGGAAGCACGAGAAAUGGACUGGUAGAUUCUAUUGAAAAGAAUAAUGCUGUUUUGGGAAGUGACGGGCAGCCCAAACUCUCUCUGCCACUUGCACGGCAGUGCCUUUUUAAUGCUUUGCACAUACUAAACGCUUCUGAGCCACCACCUUAUGGGGAGUCCAGUUUGCCUUCUAGUAUCUCCUUGGAGGAAAACGAAUUGAGUGAAACAUCGUUUAAAAACUCUAAUCACAAGAAGUUACCGAGUACCAAUUUGAAGGCGUCAACUUUAUCAACAAGCUUGAGUCAGAUCGAUGCGAAUGGGGAUUCAAAAGAGCAAAAAACAUCAAGUCAGGAUAUUAUUCAGAAUUCCCUUUCCUAUCAUGAAGACGUUCAAAGAAGGGAAAAUCAGAUGAUUAAGCAAGCUCUUCUGGCUAAUUUGGCUUAUAUUGAGUUGGAACUAAAAAACCCUUUGAAGGCCUUGUCGACAGCGAGAUCUCUUCUGGAACUAGCGGAAUGUUCAAAGAUUUAUAUUUUUCUAGGUCAUGUGUAUGCAGCAGAGGCCCUCUGCAUGUUAAACAAGCCAAAGGAAGCGGCUGACCAUUUGUUGGUUUAUUUGUCUGGAGGAAACAGCUUUGAAUUUCCAUUCAACCAUCAGGACUUGGAGCAACUGCAAGUUGAGAGAACAGUAGAUUGUGAAGAGUUGAAUGGAGUAUUUGGGUCUGUCAAGAGUGCCCCUCAAGAGGGUACACAAGGUUCUCUCUUCCUCAAGCCAGAUGAAGCACGUGGAGUGCUUUCUGCAAAUUUUGCUGCCUUGUCUGCAAUGCAAGGUGAAUUUGAUCGAGCUCGCCAUUUUGUGACUGAAGCAUUGUCCCUGAUGCCAAAUAAUCCGCAAGCAACAUUGACUGCAGUUUACUUGGAUCUUACGUUUGGUAAGUCACAAGAAGCUCUUGCCAAGUUAAAAGAAUGUAGUCAUGUCAGGUUUCUUCCCAGCAGUUUACAAGUGAGUAAGUCUUCUUGAUGGUCAUCCCGGUAACAUCUAAAAUUUUCAAAUUUUAGUUAGCAGUUAGAUCAUCAAUCCUUGUAGAGGGAUUUGUAACAUAAGUAUAGUCCAAUUUUAGAGAAUAAUCUCUCUUUUUUUGUUUUACCAUUUAUUCUUUUCUGCUUCCCCGUAUCUAGGGUUGAUUAGUCGGUGGUGCGGCUGGGUUUUGUGGUUAGAGCAAAAUGUCCACCUCUCGAAGCUGAGUGUAAUUCUUGUUUUCAUGUUUUAGUGGGUAAUCUAUUUGUCAUUCAAUAGUAGAUAUAUCAUUUACUGUUCUUGAAAUCGAAUAGAGGAAUAGAAAGUUUUUGUUCAUGCUGGA
This is a messenger RNA of Tripterygium wilfordii, 3189 nucleotides long. Its product is annotated as CCR4-NOT transcription complex subunit 10-like. Gene Ontology annotation, cellular component: CCR4-NOT complex. The record is from RefSeq and is a predicted model, not a curated record. The transcript has 6 exons. Gene Ontology annotation, molecular function: protein binding. Lineage: Eukaryota; Viridiplantae; Streptophyta; Magnoliopsida; Celastrales; Celastraceae. Gene Ontology annotation, biological process: mRNA catabolic process; negative regulation of translation. The coding region runs from base 297 to 2849 and encodes 850 amino acids.